Molecule: messenger RNA, 1017 nt
Organism: Ophidiomyces ophidiicola
Lineage: Eukaryota; Fungi; Ascomycota; Eurotiomycetes; Onygenales; Onygenaceae
Exons: 6
Coding region: 1-1017 (338 amino acids)
Source: RefSeq, a predicted model, not a curated record
AUGUCUUACAACAACGAUUCCAACCAAUAUGGUCGAAACACCAGCAGUUAUGGGGAUAAUGACAAUUCCUACGGCUCAUCCCGUCGAGAUGACAAUACUUCCUCUGGCCGUGGGGAUUCUUAUGGGUCUUCUCGUAAAGAUGAUACAUAUGGAUCCAGUGGAAACGAUUCCUAUGGAAGCUCUGGCCGCCAAGGCAUGAGUGGAGGUUAUGGAUCUGGUAAUAACCGUGAUGACGAUAACAACACUUACGGGUCAUCUGGCCGGACUGGUGGUAACGAUUCCUACGGUUCCAAUAAGAGAGAUGAUAAUACCUACGGAUCAUCUGGCCGGACUGGUGGUAAUGAUUCCUACGGAUCCAAUAAGAGAGAUGAUAAUACAUAUGGAUCAUCCGGUCGAAGUGGAGACUCUGGCUCAUAUGGCUCCAGCCAGCGUGAUGACAAUUCCUACGGCUCCUCUGGAAACACUGGAAGCGGUAACUACUCCUCUAGCAGGAGAGAUGACAACGAUACAUUCGGAAGCUCCGGGCGCACUUCCGGUAAUGAUUCGUACGGGUCCAGCGGCCGUGAUAAGGAUAGCUCCUAUGGCUCUUCUGGCUAUGGCUCUGGAAAGAAAGAUACUGAUUCGUACGGGUCUGGCAAGCGGGACCAAGAUUCGUAUGGCUCUUCUGGGAUCUCAGGGACUGGCAACUAUGGGUCGAAUAAGAAUGAUGACGAUGACUCCUAUGGAUCCAGCAAACGUGACAAGGACAAUUCUUAUGGCUCUUCAGGCUUUGGCUCCGGCAAGAAGGACAACGACACCUAUGGAUCGUCGGGCUAUGGUUCGAGCAAUAAGAACGAUAACGACAGCUAUGGCUCUUCUGGCUAUGGUAAUACUAAGAAGGAUGAUACAUACGGCUCAUCUGGCCUCGGCAGUGGACGCCGCGAUGAUGAUGACAAUAAUGACUCAACCACAAAAAAGAUUCUCAACAAAGUCGGCGGCGCAAUUGCUGACCAUAUGAGCAGCAAUAAGCGCCAGUAG